UCUAUCAAGACUGUAAUAACCUUUAUGGCUGGGCUAUGGCAGAAUGUAUGCCCUAUGGAGGUUUUAAGUGGGUUGAAGCCAAGCUCGAUGGUCUUAACGACUUGGACGACAACUCGCCGAUCGGACGGAUGUAUGAGGUUGAUGUAACGUAUCCAGCAGAACUGCAUGAUCAGCAUAAUGAUCUACCAUUUCUGCCUCAAAACGGAAUACCCGAUGGCUCGAAAGUAAAAAAACUGAUGGCGACCUUCGAGUCAAAAAAAAAUUAUGUCGUACAUUACCGUAAUCUCCAGCAAGCCAUUAAAAACGGGUUGAUAGUUGAAAAAGUGCAUAGGGUCCUACAAUUCAACCAAUCGCCCUGGCUUGCCGAAUUUAUAAAUUUAAACACCGAAAUGAGAAAAAAAGCUUUGAACGAUUUUGAGAAAGACUUCUUCAAGCUUAUGAAUAAUAGUAUUUUUGGUAUUUUUUAUAAUUUUUGUGUUUAUUCAAUUUUAUACUAAUCCUUUUUAAAAUCGAUAGGUAAGACUAUGGAACAAGUUAGACGAAGGAUACUAAUGGAGCUUGUUUCAAACGAAGAUAGAGUGCAGAAACUUAUCAACUUGACCACAUUUAAAUAUGCGACACCAUACA
This is a messenger RNA of Rhopalosiphum padi (bird cherry-oat aphid), 627 nucleotides long. RefSeq lists its product as uncharacterized. The transcript is spliced from 2 exons. Gene Ontology annotation, molecular function: DNA-directed DNA polymerase activity; DNA binding; nucleotide binding. The record is from RefSeq and is a predicted model, not a curated record. Gene Ontology annotation, biological process: DNA replication. Lineage: Eukaryota; Metazoa; Arthropoda; Insecta; Hemiptera; Aphididae. Bases 36 to 497 code for a protein of 153 amino acids.